UCAUUACUAGAUUUAGUGAAAUAAUAGCAAAUAUUAAACUAUUUCAAAAACAAAAAGGGAUAUUGGUGCAUGUAUAUAAGCAGGAGGAUGUAAUGGGGUCGGCAAGUGGGAUAAUUGGAGGUAAAAGUCCUUUAGGGUGACAUUCGCGAUACCAUACUUGUAGCCAAUUUGAAGCCUUUGAUCUCAUCAAGGUUACAAUGAAGAAGGAGGUGCUGAUCGUGGGAGCUGGUCCAUCAGGCCUUGCCACUGCUGCAUGUCUAAACAUGUUCUCCAUUCCAAACAUCAUACUAGAGAAAGAGGAUUGCAGUGCUUCUCUUUGGAGAAAGAGGGCAUAUGAUCGUCUGAAGCUUCACCUUGCCAAGCAAUUUUGUGAGCUGCCGCACAUGCCUUACCCUAGCACGUUCCCAACCUUCAUACCCAAGGAUCAAUUCAUCCAGUACCUAGAUAACUAUCAAGCACGUUUCAAGCCGAAUAUUGUUUAUUGCACUGUUGUUGAUUCUGCUAAUUAUGACAAAUACAAAGGAACAUGGAGCAUAAUGGCUUGUGACAAGGUCACAGGGGAGGUCAAAGAGUACACGGCAAAGUUCCUGGUCGUGGCCACCGGAGAGAAUGAUGAAGGGAUGAUACCGGAUAUCUCGGGUUUGAAGACCUUCUCUGGGGAGGUCGUCCACUCUUCUUUUUACAAGUCGGGGGCUGCUUACACUGGCAAGAAUGUUCUAGUUGUUGGAAGCGGUAACUCAGGCAUGGAGAUUGCUUAUGAUCUCUCAAACUUUGGAGCAAAAACCGCCAUCACCAUCCAAAGCCCGGUAACUAGAUUUACCUUGAAACAUGCUCUACAUUAGUAUUACAAUUAGCUUUAUAGGGGUUUGUAUGUUUUAUAAAAGUAGUUGUAUCCAAUAUUUCAUACUUGCAAAUAUAAUCAAUAUCAUGCUAGAAAUACACAACAGGUUGGAUUUGUUGUAUUUUUAAACACCAUAUGCCUCUUAUAAAAGUACGGUGCAACUAAGGAUAAUCCAUAGGUGUUGUAUUUUAUUAGUUAGAACAUAUUUGUCUAGUAGAUGUAAUUUUGCUUUUGGGCUCUUGUAACAGUUCCAUGUGAUGACCAAGGAGUUGAUAUACAUGGGGAUGGUUUUAGUAAAAUACCUCAAUGUUCGUUUGGUGGACACCUUACUUCUUAUGC
Messenger RNA from Phoenix dactylifera (date palm), 1180 nucleotides. The record is from RefSeq and is a predicted model, not a curated record. Lineage: Eukaryota; Viridiplantae; Streptophyta; Magnoliopsida; Arecales; Arecaceae.